AUGUCUCUUUUAUCUCAUGGAUUGGCUAGAUUGGCCACAUCAAACACUACAGCAUUAGUUUCAGGUCCUGAAUCUGCCAAGUUUUUGAACGGACUACUUACAUUAAAACUCCUUCCUUCAGUAUCAAAGCACAAUCAAACGACGAUCUCAGGUCUGGAUCUCGAAGCCAUUGAGCAAUCGAAAAGGAUCCAGAUCUUUCCUGACCAAAUUCAGCAUUCAAAUUGGGGUCUUCUUCACGAGGAUGAGUAUUCAGAAGGUAAUGAGGAUCGAUUAGGUAUCAGACGAGAUGGGAGAUACGGUAUGAUGUUGAGUUCGAAAGGUCGAGUGAUCUCUGACCUUUUCCUAUACCCGUCACCGUUUUUGCCAGCAGAAGAAAGUAGUAGAAUCUCAUCUUAUCUUUUGGAAUUCAAUACUGAUUCGGCUCGUUUCAACAAAAGUCUGAUGAUUCUGAAGAUGCAUAAACUCAGAGCCCAAAUCAAUAUUGAGAGGGUUUCAGGAAUACAGUCAUGGAUAUAUUUCAACAAGCAGAAUAAGUUUCAAGACUAUCUAAUCGAUCUCAAGGAUAAAUACUUUAAUAACAGGAUAUCGUCAUCUCCGGAGUUUGCUUUGCAAUUGGCAAGUCAGUUGAUCCAUGACGACGUUCUAUUUAAAGCAGAUCAUUACGAUGAGAUUAGAGAGAAUCUUAAGGGCUUUGCCAUUGACGAUCGAUGUCCUAAUUUUGGACUUCGAUUCAUCUUUGGCAACAAAUUAUCUACCUUGUCGUUAAAGUCGCUAUUCAGUGAUAAGUUUAUGUCCCAGUUCGAACCAUCUGCAUCAAUAUCUGUGCUUCCUAGAAGUAGUAAGGUUAUUGAUCUACAACGAAUCACUGAAGGUAUAGUACAGGCUUCGGAUUAUGCUUCAAAUUCUAGAGAAUCACUUCCUUUUGAGAACAAUAUCGACUAUAUGAAUGGAAUUAACUUUGAGAAGGGAUGCUAUACUGGCCAAGAACUCACUAUAAGGACAUACUCUAGUGGAGUCAUAAGAAAAAGGGUAAUGCCAGUACAAUUCUAUAUUUUGGGACAGGAGAAAUUGCAGGAUACUGUUCAAUAUAUACCUGAUGAUGCCGUCAAUUCUCUAUUGUCUGGGGUGAAUGAUCUAGAGAUUCAAAGGAAUAAUACAAGUACUAUUACAUCUGAUGCUUCUACUGACUUCGCGAACCCUUUUGGAGUUCAUGCCAAAGCCCCUACUCUUGCUAUUGGCAAUAUUAUACGAGUUGAGUCAAAUAUAGGACUUGCUAGUGUCAAAGUAAGUGAAAUCGACAUGAACCAUGGUAACGAUAAGAAUAAUCGAUUUACUGUCUCCUCCAAGUCCAGGCCGCAAAUAAACGGACGAGUUGGAUGCAAAGUUUACCUACCAGAAUGGUGGCCCGAGGAAAAUGACGAAUGA
Brettanomyces nanus is the source of this 1425-nucleotide messenger RNA. RefSeq lists its product as uncharacterized. The transcript has a single exon. The record is from RefSeq and is a predicted model, not a curated record. NCBI's taxonomy places the organism in Eukaryota, Fungi, Ascomycota, Pichiomycetes, Pichiales, Pichiaceae. The coding region runs from base 1 to 1425 and encodes 474 amino acids. Gene Ontology annotation, cellular component: mitochondrial matrix.